Messenger RNA from Gavia stellata (red-throated loon), 819 nucleotides. Its product is annotated as argininosuccinate lyase-like. The transcript is spliced from 8 exons. NCBI's taxonomy places the organism in Eukaryota, Metazoa, Chordata, Aves, Gaviiformes, Gaviidae. The coding region runs from base 1 to 819 and encodes 272 amino acids. Gene Ontology annotation, cellular component: cytosol. The record is from RefSeq and is a predicted model, not a curated record. Gene Ontology annotation, molecular function: argininosuccinate lyase activity.
AUGGCCUUUGGAGAUAAAGUUUGGGGAGGAAGAUUAAGUGGAAGCAGAGAUGCCAUCAUGGAGAUGCUCAACGCUUCCAUUACAUUUGAUGGGAGGCUGUCUGAAGUUGAUAUCCAGGGGAGCAUGGCUUAUGCCAAAGCCUUAGAGAAGGCUGGGAUCCUAUCUAAACCUGAGCUGGAGAAGAUCCUCAGUGGCCUGGAAAAGAUCUCCGAGGAAUGGUCUAAAGGAGUCUUUGUGGUGAAACAAACCGAUGAGGACAUCCACACUGCCAACGAACGCAGACUAAAGGAGCUGAUCGGAGACGUAGCUGGAAAACUGCACACUGGAAGAAGCAGGAAUGAUCAGGUUGUGACUGACUUGAGGAUGUUCAUGAGGAAUUCCCUCUCUGUCAUCUCGACUCACCUCCUGCAGCUCAUUAAGACCCUGGUGGAACGUGCUGCCACAGAAAUUGAUGUCAUCUUGCCUGGCUACACCCACCUGCAGAAAGCUCAGCCCAUCAGAUGGAGCCAGUUCUUGCUCAGUUGCCUGGUCACUGACUAUGGUCUCUGCUUCUCACUGCAGAUGCCAUUCAGACAAGCCCACAUUGCCUCUGGGAAGGUCGUCCACCUUGCCGAGUCUAAAGGCACGACCAUCAACAAUCUCAGCCUGGAUGACAUGAAGACCAUCAGCCCCCUGUUUGGCAACGACGUCUCCCAGGUCUUCAACAUUGUCAACAGCGUGGAGCAGUACAGGGCCAUGGGCGGUACCGCCAAGAACAGCGUGAAUGCCCAGAUCGAGCAGCUGAGGGAGCUGCUGAAGAAGCUGAAGGAACAAGCUUAG